Salmo salar (Atlantic salmon) is the source of this 7637-nucleotide messenger RNA. The record is from RefSeq and is a predicted model, not a curated record. NCBI's taxonomy places the organism in Eukaryota, Metazoa, Chordata, Actinopteri, Salmoniformes, Salmonidae.
UAAUAGUAGCGGGUGUGAGAAGGAUUUGAACUUGCAACCGAGGCAGAGCGGAAGAGACUCCUAGCUGAUGUCCGAGCAGACUGCGCUCUGAAGAGAGAGGAAAAGAGAGCGCUGUAACAGCUGGGACCAAAACAUCUGUGCGCUAAUCUACUCUUCUGGACCUGGUUCUGGGACUAGAACCCGGGCUCUUUGGAAACUAGAUCGAAUACUUACUUGAUGGAUAUCAGGACCCAAGGUUUUGUAGAGAUGUUGCAUCUCAGGCACCUGCUCUGGCUGAUGUUUCUCUGUAGUGCUUUCACUGAACAAGAUCAAUCAUGGAGGAUGAAGGUAGAGAAGGCUGCCCCCGCUAGUGGCUCUCUGGCUGGCAGGGUGGUGCUACCAUGCCACUUCUCCAUCACCCCAACCACCCACACCCCUAGCACACAGGGCCCAGAGGACCAGCUCAGGAUCAAGUGGACAAAGCUGGAGGAAGACGGGGAGCAUGUGGUGCUGGUGGCCCAGGGAGGAGUGAUCAAGGUGGAGCAGGAGUACAAGGGCAGGGUGUCGGUGCCCAACCACCCCCAAGCAUUGGGCGACGCCUCACUGAUUGUUGCCCGCCUGAGGGCUAGCGAUGCUGGGCUGUAUCGCUGCGAGGUCAUGCAUGACAUGGAGGACACCCAGGAUACUGUUCAUCUCAAUGUCAGCGGUGUGGUGUUCCACUACAGGUCUGCUUCUAGCCGUUAUACCUUUUCCUUUCCUGGGGCCGUUGACGCGUGUCGCGCGGCCGGGGCAACCAUCGCUACGGCCGAACAGCUGACUGCCGCCUUCGAGGACGGACUGGACCAGUGUGACGCCGGCUGGAUAGCCGACCAGACAGUCAGAUACCCAAUCACGAAGCCCCGUCCUGGUUGCAUGGGCGAUAUGAUGCACAGGCCAGGGAUCAGGACGUAUGGGCUCAGAGACCCUAAAGAGACCUACGACGUCUACUGUUACGCAGACAAACUACACGGUGAGGUGUUCUAUGCUCCUAUCCGUUACAAGCUGACCCUUCGCCAGGCUAAGCGUACGUGCGAGACGCACGGGGCGGUGCUCGCCUCCCCUGGCAACCUGUUCGCCGCGUGGCGGGGAGGCCUGGAUCGCUGUGACUACGGCUGGCUGUCAGACGGGAGCGCCCGCUACCCCAUCUCCGUCCCCAGACCCCAGUGUGGAGGAGGGCUGCUGGGGGUCCGGACUCUGUACCGAUUCCCCGACCAGACUGGCUUCCCCAAACCUAUUGACAGACAUGGAGCGUUCUGCUUCAAGGGUAAGGAACCGGAGAUCCCCCCUCCUGGACCUGUGACGACCACGGAUGCUCGCAGGACAGACACGGCUACAGACGUACCUCACACUUCCUACCACACAUACCUUACAGGCACAACUCCCGCAGACAGCACUGACCGCACAGCUGUUGACAAACCUCACGACGCAGACAGACCACACCAAACAACUGGCCAAGACAGAAGUCAGCAUACAGGUGGACCACAUGAUACAGCUUAUACAGGCACAGUCCGACUUUACACUACUUCUGACGGAACACACGCCGCCAAAGACGAGUAUCCCACCACUGACCACAAGACGACAGACAAAGACAGAACUACCCAGAUAGGAGACAGAACGACAGACCAAAAGACAGACUUCUCUGUUGGUACCACUCAGUUCCCUGAGUACGAUGGGGAUGACUUUGUCCCAGACCUAACCAAGGUAGAGUCAUUGCCCUCCAUGGGUGAUCCCCUGCUCCCCCUGCAGCUGCCCCCUCUCCCCACCAUCCGCUCCCAGCCCACCCGCCCCCAACUAGACAUCAACCAGGGGGGAGACAAGGAAGAGGGGGAGGUUCAGACAGGCUCAGGCAGGGGGGAGAGCAGUGGGAGUGGGGAGGGGAGCAGUAGUGAUGGGGAGAGUGAGGGGGAGGACCAGGGAGUGAUGACUCUCACACAGGGCUUCACGGCAGACACAGGACUGGGGUCGGACCCCUCACUCCCAGGACAACCAGGGUACCCAGGACAUCUAAGGGGGUAUCCAGGGUCGGUCACCCCAGAGCAUGGCCACUCAGGUGGGGACAAAGUGACAGGACAGCAGCCUGCUGUGGUCUACAAGGAGGAGGAGGGCAAGAGCUCUAGAACAACAACCCACAGCCAACCAGGAGCCACGGAAUCAUACGGCAUGGACAAAUCGGUGGCUAUCCAUACGGAGGCCACGCCCACCAAACCACCAAUCCACCUCAUCAUCGUCAACGUGCACGACCAGAACCAAUCAGUGGACCACAUCCUGCAGAUUAUGGGACACCCUUUAGGGGGUAAUGGAGAUUUCCAGUCCCCUCUCAUCCCAGCCUUCCCAGUUACCCAGAACGAGGCCAUUCACGGCAGUGAGGACUCUGACGGCAUGCAUCCCAUCCCUUUUCCCCCAACGCUCAGCUUCAUCAACGGGAAACACCAGCAGGAGGCUAGAGGAGACCAGUUUGAGAUGGCCACACCAGUCUAUGGUGAACUGGGAGGAGAGAUGGAGCAAGGGGAGGAGAAGAGCCCCACUCCCUUUGACUAUGACUCCAUCCAUACUGGAGAGACCAGCGAGUCCACUGCUACAGACACAGACAGAGAUACAAACAGACACACAGCUAAAGACACGGACAGAGGCACAGGCAGAGACAGGACAGGGAAGACGGAGAGCUCCGAAGGAACAACCCCGAAUUCCCAACACACAUCCCCAGUCUCAGCCUCAUCCCCUAGUUCCCCCCAUACUUCCCCAGAUGGCAUCUCCCCUGAUGAGGACAUGGAGGGGUCGGGCGGCCGUACCCAGGAGGGCUCAGCAGAAGACACCCGGCCCACCCCCGCCUCAGACAGCCAAUCAGGCGUGGUCACAGACGAGACGGAGAUUGGAGGGGCGGAGAGUGUCUCACACGCCCCGUCCCACACACACUCUGCUCACACUAAGGACACAAACACUAUUGAUACUUACACCAAGGACAGACACACUUCAUCACACGCACACUCUACUCACACUAAGGACACAAACACUAUUGACACUUACACCGAGGACACACACACUACAUCACAGACAGAGGCAGGAGACUUCGAGGGGUCUUCAUCGGCAGAAGAGGAAGGCUCGGCACAGGAGGUGUACCCGCCUGAAGACCCCAGAUACACUAGCCCCGGCAGUCCUGGAGCCAUCGAGGCUCCCCCGGUGGGACCUGGGGUGGAGGGACAGGUGACUGUUACACCCAAACCAGGAACCAGACCAGAAGCCAAACCAGGAACCAUGCCAACCCAGGCAGGAGUGAGUGUAGAAGACCACGCUGGACAUCACACAGACUCUUCUACACAGCACAGAGACCACUCCCGCCAACCUGCCACACAGGACAAAAAUCUCUCCACAGACACUAAGGAUCAAUCCAAGUACCCCCCUACACAAACCACCCAGCGUCCAACACACGAUAGGGAUCCCACCAAGAACCAAACCACAUACAAUAGAGAUCCCUCCACCCACACUAAGGACCAAACCAAACAACCCUCUCCCCCUAGAUUCCCCCCCACCCACACUAAGGACCAAACCAGUCACUCUACCACAGAUCAGAAGACCCCACAGCACCUGAACCAAACACACACACCCCCUGCACACCCCUCCACUCCACCUCCCUCCCGCCCCAUCCCCGACUGGACCCUGACCUCCCAGACCCCCCUGCCUGAGGGGGAGGAGUUUGUGGAUUAUGACCGUGCGAUUGGUCCUCCUCUGCUGGAAGCCGGCCCCCAUGCUCCUAAAGAACCUCAGUCCACAUACCAGCCUGAAACAGGAACUGACUACUACAUCGUGGACCAGACUGUCGAUGUCAGAGGACUGCAGCAGUGCACAGUGAAUGUGUGUUUGAACAAAGCGUCCUGCUACCAGAGAGGCAGAGCCAGCAUCUGUGUGUGUCCACCUGGAUACACUGGACAGCACUGUGAGACAGAUGUUGAUGAGUGCCAGUUCAACCCAUGUCGUAAUGGAGCCACCUGUAUGGACGGAGUCAACUCCUUCACCUGUUUGUGUCUACCCAGCUACACAGGACUGCUCUGUGAACAAGGGGCCAGACCAGGAACCAUGCCAACCCAGGCAGGAGUGAGUGUAGAAGACCACGCUGGACAUCACACAGACUCUUCUACACAGCACAGAGACCACUCCCGCCAACCUGCCACACAGGACAAAAAUCUCUCCACAGACACUAAGGAUCAAUCCAAGUACCCCCCUACACAAACCACCCAGCGUCCAACACACGAUAGGGAUCCCACCAAGAACCAAACCACAUACAAUAGAGAUCCCACCACCCACACUAAGGACCAAACCAAACAACCCUCUCCCCCUAGAUUCCCCCCCACCCACACUAAGGACCAAACCAGUCACUCUACCACAGAUCAGAAGACCCCACAGCACCUGAACCAAACACACACACCCCCUGCACACCCCUCCACUCCACCUCCCUCCCGCCCCAUCCCCGACUGGACCCUGACCUCCCAGACCCCCCUGCCUGAAGGGGAGGAGUUUGUGGAUUAUGACCGUGCGAUUGGUCCUCCUCUGCUGGAGGCCGGCCCCCAUGCUCCUAAAGAACCUCAGUCCACAUACCAGCCUGAAACAGGAACUGACUACUACAUCGUGGACCAGACUGUCGAUGUCAGAGGACUGCAGCAGUGCACAGUGAAUGUGUGUUUGAACAAAGCGUCCUGCUACCAGAGAGGCAGAGCCAGCAUCUGUGUGUGUCCACCUGGAUACACUGGACAGCACUGCGAGACAGAUGUUGAUGAGUGCCAGUACAACCCAUGUCGUAAUGGAGCCACCUGUAUGGACGGAGUCAACUCCUUCACCUGUUUGUGUCUACCCAGCUACACAGGACUGCUCUGUGAACAAGACACGGAGGUGUGUGAGUAUGGCUGGCAGAAGUUCCAGAGCCAGUGUUAUAAGCACAUCACGCACCGUCGCACCUGGGACGCUGCCGAGAGGGAGUGUCGCCUCCACGGAGCCCACCUCGUCAGUGUCCUGUCACAGGAGGAGCAGCUGUAUGUCAACGGUCUGGGCCAUGACUACCAGUGGAUCGGUCUAAACGACAAGAUGUUUGAGAGAGACUUCCGCUGGACUGACGGCAGCAUCAUGCAAUAUGAGCACUGGCGUCCCAACCAGCCAGACAGUUUCUUCCAGUCUGGAGAGGACUGUGUGGUGAUGAUCUGGCACGAGGGAGGACAGUGGAAUGAUGUACCCUGCAACUACCACCUCACCUUCACCUGCAAGAAGGGCACAGUCUCUUGCAGCCAGCCCCCAGUAGUGAAGGAUGCUCGUGUGUUUGGUUCUAUGAAGCCUCGUUAUGAGAUCAACACUCUGAUUCGUUACCACUGUAAAAACGGCUUCAUACAGAGAUACCCCCCCACCAUCCGCUGCCGUGACAAUGGCCAAUGGGACAGCCCUAAGAUCACCUGCAUGAGCCCCGCUACCUACCAGAAGUCUUUCGCUUCUAGGAAACACACCGACAAUCACAAUCAUAACCAGAAUCAGUACAAUCACAAUAAUCACAACCAGUUCAACGAUCAAAACCAACGAUACAACAACCAAAACAAUCAAGACCAACGGAAGACCUACAACCAAAAGCAAAAACAGCAGAGCGAGAGGAGACAUCAACACUAAUCUGAUCUCUGGUCAGUCCUUAAAAGUGCAGAUACGGUUGCAAAAUACCAGGAACUUUCCCCAAAUUUCUGGAUUUCUGGAAAAUGUGGGAAUUUCUGAGAAAAUGUACAGUUAUUCUGCAUCCCUAAUCCCAGAGCAACUAGCUAGAACCCACAGAUAUACACACACACACCAUAUAUAUAUAUAUAUAUAUAUAUAUAUAUAUAUAUAUAUAUAUAUAUAUAUAUAUAUAUAUAUAUAUAUAUGUGUAUAUGUGUAUAUGUGUAUGUAUGUAUGUAUGUAUGUACAUUUGUAUGUCAAUUUAUCUGGAUAGGGGCAUGGGGGUAUUUCACAAGGUUUAGUCAUAAUCAGCAAGCUAACUCUGAUAAACUCUCGAUAAAACAAUUUUCUAGUUUAUAAACAGGUGUUAUGAACAUGGUUACAUAGAGGAUUGAGUCCAUUUCAAAUUCAACAAGGACAAAUUUAAGUUUCAGAAUAUUUAUUGAAGUGAGCCGGCUAACUCGAUUUUGAUCUUGCUUAGUGAAAUCCACCCCAGAUCGCGUUUGAUUCUUCCUAAAACCGUGACACACAGUGCCUUAAUGGUUAACACAGUGUCCAGUGUCCAAUGUCCAUCUCUAGAACUGGAGAACUUGACCGCUCCUGCUCUAGAGAUGGACACAUCUCAAUCCAGCGCCUUCUGAACAUUUCCCCUUUACCCUGUUUCUUUACGCCAUAGAAAAAAUCCACUAAAAAUAACAGACAUAUUUGGCUUACCACCCCAGUUGUUUGUUGGUGACAAGUUUGCAUUAUUCCCAUGAAAGAACCCAUUAACUUAAAUGAACGUGAUUUAUUACAUUGUUUCCAAUAUUUGCAAUGUUUUUUUUCCUUCUCUCUCACAGAAUGUGAGACGAAGAGUCACUCGUUUAUCACAAUCUUCGGUCAAUCACUUUAUUCAGAAGUCACUAUAAAGUGAAAUCUGUCUUAUUAUUGACUGUUACCAUGCGGUGCAUACAGUAGAACUCAAAUCAGGAAAGAGCUCAAUCAGUUCCUUAUAGGAGAGGACAUGACGAGAGGUCCGUAUCAGACGCUGUCUGUGAUAGGUCACCUCCUUCAGUGGCUCUCCAGCAUAUACAAACGCAUCAGCGAUGUCUUCUUCUUCAAGGCAAUGGUUUUUAAAGGGAAUGGGCUUCUUACGCUUAACCAGUUUUGUUAUUGCUAUGUAUGCAAUGAUACAUGGGGGAAGAGAGAGUGUAACGAAUGUCAGGUCUGUACGUGGGAAAAGUUAUAUAAGAAGCUGUAGCCGUUUAAUUUAUUGCAUAUGUUACACCUAUACAUGGCCUGUGAUACUGUUCAAGGUCAUUAGAACUGAAGUGGCUAUUAUAAGGGCGACUUAUUUGGCCGUUUCCAGAAAUCUGCCUUGCAUUGAAAGUACCUCUUCUUACAUUAUGUUGCCUUCACAUAUUCUGUUUAGUAAAGUUCUACAAUCCAGAUAUCUGAGCUGUGAUGGCGCUGUUCAGGGGGAUGACUUGUACCUGCGAGUCACCACAAACUGCCUCUCAACAAGAACCGACUUUGAGAAGCAUUCAAAGGCACGUGAACUAUGACCAUUUAUUCAGAAAUGCUACAAAUAAUGAUUCUCCCCUGAGGACAGAAAUGACUGGGUGAAGAAACAGCAUUGAAAGUUGGGAGCCUAGUGUCUCUGUUCUUCAGUUAGGAUUCUGGUACAUGUGUCUUCUUGGUUUUCUGCUUUCAUCCCUUCUGUUUGCGCUCCAUGUAUGUGUUCUAUCAUAGUGUUUUAUCAUCCAAAUGAUGUGUGUUUCUACCCCAGAGAGCGUGGGGUAUGCGGGGGGGGGCAGAGGGAAUGUGAAUACUUUGUCUGUUUUUAUGUUCUUGUAUCUGUUGUGUAUGUCACCAAAAACUCACUAAUACUGUACCAUCCUGUGCUCCAUCUCACCUUCCGCUGACUGUGCAAUAAAAAAUAAAUACGAUAACGGAUUUUA